AUGGCCUCUUCAUUCUUCUCCCUCGAAGGCCACACGGCCGUCAUCACCGGCGGCACCCGUGGCAUUGGCCAGGCCGUUGCCAUUGGCCUCGCCGAAGCUGGUGCCGACAUCAUCUUGGUCCAGCGAGACACCACCGCUACCGACACCAAGGAGGCCAUUGAGAAGCUCGGCCGCAAGGCUUCGGUUUACACCGCCGACCUCUCCUCACCCGCGUCCGUCGGCACUCUCGUCCCCAAGAUCCUCGCCGACGGCCACAAGAUUCGCAUCCUCAUCAACUGCGCCGGUAUCCAGCGACGACACCCCUGCGAGGAGUUCCCCGACCAGGACUUCAACGAUGUCAUCCAAGUUAACCUGAACGCCGUCUUUACCCUCUGCCGCGAUGUCGGCGCCCACAUGCUCGGUCUCGAACCCUCCCCCGUCACCGGCCGUCGCGGCAGCAUCAUCAACUUUGCCUCGUUGCUGACCUUCCAGGGCGGCUUCACCGUGCCUGCCUACGCUGCCUCCAAGGGCGCCGUUGGCCAGCUGACCAAGAGCUUCGCCAACGAAUGGACCGCUAAGGGCAUUACCGUCAACGCUAUCGCCCCUGGUUACAUCGCCACAGAUAUGAACGAGGCCCUGCUUGCUAACCCCGAGCGCCUCGCCAGCAUUACCGCUCGUAUUCCUGCUGGGGUCUGGGGCUCGCCAGACGACUUCAAGGGUACCGCCGUCUACCUCGCUAGCAAGGCCAGUGGCUACGUGAGUGGUCACAUCUUGGUUGUCGACGGUGGCUGGAUGGGACGAUGA
Messenger RNA from Ilyonectria robusta, 783 nucleotides. RefSeq lists its product as uncharacterized. The coding region runs from base 1 to 783 and encodes 260 amino acids. The transcript is spliced from 3 exons. Gene Ontology annotation, molecular function: oxidoreductase activity, acting on the CH-OH group of donors, NAD or NADP as acceptor. The record is from RefSeq and is a predicted model, not a curated record. NCBI's taxonomy places the organism in Eukaryota, Fungi, Ascomycota, Sordariomycetes, Hypocreales, Nectriaceae.